Manihot esculenta (cassava) is the source of this 2018-nucleotide messenger RNA. RefSeq lists its product as uncharacterized. Gene Ontology annotation, molecular function: DNA-binding transcription factor activity; DNA binding. The coding region runs from base 1 to 1935 and encodes 644 amino acids. The record is from RefSeq and is a predicted model, not a curated record. Gene Ontology annotation, biological process: DNA integration; regulation of DNA-templated transcription; ethylene-activated signaling pathway. Lineage: Eukaryota; Viridiplantae; Streptophyta; Magnoliopsida; Malpighiales; Euphorbiaceae. The transcript is spliced from 5 exons.
AUGCCUCAACUGAUAGUAAAGGAGGAUAUUCAUAUGGACACGGUACUGGGCCGUAGUUCUGAGAAAGAUGGACUGUACCAUGUGGAGGAGGUCUCGAGCACUGGAUCGGCUCACUUAGCUCAAGGGUCUUCAACCCGACAGUUGUGGCUCUGGCACCAGCGCUUUGGCCAUCCCUCAAGUGAAUAUCUUCGUACUUUGUUUCCUGAAUUUAAAUCCAUUGAUAUCCCUAUUUGUUCUUCAUGUGUGCUUAAUAAAAGUCAUAAGAGUACUUAUCAUAUUUUCGCAAAUAAAUCUGAUACUCCAUUCUCAAUAAUACACUCUGAUGUAUGGGGGUCUGCCCAGGAAACUGUUUCUCAUGAUUAUAGAUACUUUGUUACUUUUAUUGAUGAUUGUAAUCGUAUUACUUGGAUCUACUUGUUGAAACAUAAAUAUGAAGUGGCUGAAAAAUUUUGCGACUUUUUUCGCAUUAUUAAAAUCCAAUUUCACAACACCAUUCAAGUCCUCCAGUUUAACAAUGGGGGGGAAUUUGUCAACAAUCAUCUUCAAAUCUUUUUUCGAGACAAUGAGAUCAUUCACCAAACUACUUGUCCGUAUACCCCACAGCAAAAUGGGUCGCCAAAAGAAAAAAUCGGCACGUCCUUGAAACCACCUGAGCCUUAUUAUUUGAAGCCCAGUGAGGGGGAGACUACAGCAAAACCACCACCACUUCCAAGUUGGCUUAGCUAUCCUCAGAGAGAGUCAGAAAAUCCUCAGGGGGAGUCAGAGACUAUCCAUCCACUUUCCCUUCCUGAGUCUAUGCCAGAACUUGGAGACACUGAUCAUCUAGUACAGUCCUCAAUCUCAAUGCCACAACCAGAGCUUGCCAUCGUAGAAUAUCCUAAGGAAUACGCCACUAAGAGCCUUGUGAAGGUGGCGAAUCCACGAGAGGAAGUUAGAGAGAAGAGAGAUGAACAAGAAUGGGAGUUUUAUAAUGGUGACUAUCCAAUGGCUUCUGAGUUGUGUAGGGAGAGAGAGAUGUCCGCUAUGGUUUCUGCUUUGAUCCAUGUGGUUACUGGAAAGAUUCCUAAGCCUAGUUCUUCUGAGUAUUCUUUAUGUAAUGAAGGAGCUAAUUGUUCAAGUUCUUCGAGUGCUGGCGGAGGAGCAAAGAGACCAAGAGAAGCUGACAAUGGUUGUCAAGAUUUUACAAAGCUUUCUAGACCACUUGUUGAUGAUGAAUUUUCACAUGGAAGAGUCACAAAGGAUUCAAAAAUUGCUGCAGCUGCCACCACCAUAAUCCCACCUGCAGAACCCAUGUUCACUGCCAUAUAUGAGCACAACAACACCUUCCAAGAGGAGCCGAUGAGAAAAUACAGAGGAGUGAGGCAAAGGCCAUGGGGAAAAUGGGCAGCUGAAAUAAGAGAUCCAUUCAAGGCUUCGAGAGUUUGGCUAGGGACUUUUGACACUGCUGAGGCUGCAGCAAGAGCCUAUGAUGAAGCUGCACUCAGAUUCAGAGGCAGCAAGGCUAAAUUAAACUUCCCAGAAAACGUCAAGCUCCGACCAUCCACCCCCAAUGCCCACUUGAUGAAUUCUGAUUCUCCAAAUACCCUUUUGUCCGUUCCUACAUCUACUCAAGUACCAAUGGUUAACUCUCAAGUUGCUGGUUCAGGGGAGUCAGUGAACCAUUCUCAACUGGUUUUGGGAAUUGGUAGCUAUCAAAGACCAGCCAUGAAUCUAUAUGAUAAAAUGGUUUUGCCAUCUUCAACAGCAUCUCUUCAUUCUCAAUCUUCUACUUUUGUUGGUUCUACUUCUUCUACAUUUUUGCUAUCUUCUUCCCUUCCUCAUUUUUUUCCACCUCCAUCUCUGGGGUACUUGAGGAGGGCCACCAAUCAGAGUGGUGGUGCAGAUACUUCCGGGCCAUCAUGGUCAGGUAGCAGUCAUUGUAGUCCUUCUCCAUGAUAUGGUGCCUGCUUGACAUUGAGAUCCAAGGGCUUUUAGAAAAAUAUCUUAGAAAAAAAAAUAAAAAAGUUAUUUUAUUAUUC